AUGACCCUACAACAAUCUUCAAGUUCACCAUCACAAAACCCACAAGCAGAAGAAGAAGAAGACCAAAACCAAGCUCAAGCUUCAGGUCCGAUCCCGAUCGCAGCAUUAGCCGAACACGGUUUUUCUUCAUCAGAUAUACAAAAACUAAUCACAGCUGGAAAUGAUACAGUAGAAGCUAUAGCAUAUCAACCCAGAAAAUCAUUAAUAGCCAUCAAAGGAAUUUCAGAAGCAAAAGCCGAUAAGUUACAAUUUAGGAAAGGUAGAGAUACAACUCGGAUUGUGAAAGUGAUCGAUUCACCUUGUUUACCAGAAGGAGAAACCAAGAUUGCACUAUGUCAAAAUGGAAUAGGUGAUCCAGAAGAAGAUUGA
This is a messenger RNA of Melampsora larici-populina 98AG31, 369 nucleotides long. RefSeq lists its product as uncharacterized. Gene Ontology annotation, molecular function: ATP-dependent activity, acting on DNA; nucleotide binding; DNA strand exchange activity. Bases 1 to 369 code for a protein of 122 amino acids. Gene Ontology annotation, biological process: DNA recombinase assembly; chromosome organization involved in meiotic cell cycle; mitotic recombination. The record is from RefSeq and is a predicted model, not a curated record. Gene Ontology annotation, cellular component: condensed nuclear chromosome. The transcript has 3 exons. Lineage: Eukaryota; Fungi; Basidiomycota; Pucciniomycetes; Pucciniales; Melampsoraceae.